AUUUGCAGUCAGAGUGCGAGAACAUUUAUUUCAGAGUGAAAAUUUGUCAUAAAUCGUUUUAGCAGACGAAUCUUCAUUCAUUCAACAUUUUUCUGUGUACCACGGCAAACCCUCAAUACCCGAUUGAAAGGAAAAAAUAAAUAUAAAAAAACACAUUGAAUAAGAGGCAGCAAGGGAACGACACUCGCACAUAAGCAUUUCAAACACCUCUGUUCAGAAAGAAAACCCUCGUAUUCCCUGAAUAAAUACCGCCUCAUAUUAAGUUACAGCGGAAGAACAAAAAAUCGCAAUGGAAUUUAAAAAAACGGCUUUAAAUACCGCAAAUCAAAAUAAAAAAAUUAUUUAUGAUCAUCUUUAUAGUUUGAAGUUACUCGACAACGAGGAGAAGACGGCCCAGAACUUUGCCGACUGGAUACUAAACGAUAUGGACAUUUGCAGUCGGGGCGCAAUGAUUGAAGCUCUUUUUGUGCGGUUGAGAAUACAUGCCAACGAGCAGGAACCCCAUACUGCUGUGGGAAUUUUACGUGUACUUUCUCAUGUUACCACACAUUGCACCGAUAUUAAAGUGCAGCAUAUGGCGUUGUGGUCAAAUGCACUAGACGAGCUGAGGAAGAUACUGCAGAUACUAGAGAUACUGGAUACAGUUGUGAGCGGAAUCCUGGAUUUGGCCAGCAAUUUUAUUGCCUGCUCCUGGAUGAUACGCGACGCCUUCCAAGAAACUGGGCUGCUCGACGAAAUCCUAAAGAAUUUGUACCACCCAUCGGGAAUGGAUGCGGAGACGUGGAUCGCCAAGAGUGUGGUGCUGCUGUAUCAAUUUCUGAAGCACAAGACACCGGGACCACCAAUCUUGGCUUUGGUAAACAUAGCCAAGGCUUUGGCCUAUCUUUUAAUGGUCAAUCAGGAUGCGAUUAUCGUGCUGCCAUUGCUUAAAAUCACACGACUCGUCGCCGAGCACCAAUCGGAUAUUGAACGGGUGAUGAUCAAGACGGGCUUGUUGGCCAAAGCCGCUCCGUUUGUUCUAAGUCCCCUCUGCGAGGUGAAGCGUGAGGCCAUCUUUAUUUUGGCCAACACCUGCCAGCAGUAUGGCCCAAUAAAGCGACACCUGCUGUGUCGAUUCCCCAGCAACAUUCUUAAAUAUAUGCAUCACUUGUUCGGACAUCGAAGCAAGAAUAUUCGGACCAUGGCGUUGCAUCUGCUCACCGGCAUUAUCGAUAAUCGUGCCAUUGAUCCGAGCCUAAUGGAUGGCCUCAUCCCGAUGGUGAUUCGGUGUGCCAGCAAGCGGGAGCAUCAUCUGGAGGUACGUCUGGCCGCUGGCUGGACAUUGGCCAGUCUGGCCCUCCACCUGAACAUCAAAGGCAUGACCUACUUCAUGCACUCUGGCGGCGUCCAUCAAAUGUGCCACCUGCUGCAAACUGUGGACGAACUGCCCAUACAAUUAAUCAGAAACAUUUUAACUUCCUUUCUAAAAAUAUGGGAAUCAUUUAGAGACCUUUCCCGUAAUUUAGUGGCAAUCUUAAGAGAAUGUGGCAUUAUGGAUGAUGGACUGCAACGAUACAUAGAUAGCGAAAAUUAUGCCGUCAGGACUCUGGCAAUCCUCCUGGCGGGGCAUCGUGGCUAUGACAUUUGUUGGGUCGAAGUCUUGGCUAAUGUAGAUAAUUGAUUUAUGGGAGAAUUGCACACAGAUUGAGAAUUUUUUAUUUAAAUUAAAAUUUUACUUUUUUCCAAUGUCAACCCAAGAGGAAAUGUUAAUAAAUAAUCAAAUAAAAAAUAAAUAA
This is a messenger RNA of Drosophila obscura, 1775 nucleotides long. RefSeq lists its product as uncharacterized. NCBI's taxonomy places the organism in Eukaryota, Metazoa, Arthropoda, Insecta, Diptera, Drosophilidae. The record is from RefSeq and is a predicted model, not a curated record. The transcript is spliced from 3 exons. The coding region runs from base 290 to 1660 and encodes 456 amino acids.